AUGGAAGAUGAGAAGAAAAGGAAGAGGGCAGCUGAUCACGGUUGUGGCGGGGAGAGGAGGAAGAAGAGGAGAAAAGAUGUGGAGGAUGAAGUGGUUGAGGCGGAAACCGCCGCAGCUCAGCCGUCGGAGGAGGAGGUGGAGGAGUUUUUUACUAUCUUACGCAGGAUGCACGUGGCAGUUAAGUACUUUGAGAAGAGUGGGAGUAAUAGUACCUAUAUCGAUGUGGUUAACGGCGACGGCGGUAAGAUGACGGAGUCACCAGCUGAGGAAGGAGUUCAGGGCGUUAAAAUUGGCGGUAAAAGAGAUGUUAAUGGUGUCGGUUUGGAUCUCAAUGCGGUUCCGGAAGCGGACACUUAA
Coffea arabica (coffee) is the source of this 357-nucleotide messenger RNA. Lineage: Eukaryota; Viridiplantae; Streptophyta; Magnoliopsida; Gentianales; Rubiaceae. The record is from RefSeq and is a predicted model, not a curated record.